Messenger RNA from Sphenostylis stenocarpa, 216 nucleotides. NCBI's taxonomy places the organism in Eukaryota, Viridiplantae, Streptophyta, Magnoliopsida, Fabales, Fabaceae. The record is from the annotation of a GenBank genome assembly.
AUGUCGUGGCCUGUAGGGUUAGAGGAUGAAGUUACAUGGCAUGAUAAAUGGAAGAUUUCCAAUGGAAUUGAUCAAUCCCUUGUUUCGGUGGAGCAAAGUUUGAUUAUGAUUACUGAAAUUUAUAAAUGGAAGAUCUACUAUUUUUCAAGCUGCCCAAACCUCCAACAGGAUGUAGGAAUUGGGACAAUCAAUGUGGCCAAAUCAAUUUGUCAGUAA